Messenger RNA from Mercenaria mercenaria, 9031 nucleotides. Its product is annotated as breast cancer metastasis-suppressor 1-like protein-A. Gene Ontology annotation, cellular component: Sin3-type complex. The record is from RefSeq and is a predicted model, not a curated record. Gene Ontology annotation, molecular function: histone deacetylase binding. The transcript is spliced from 9 exons. The coding region runs from base 109 to 870 and encodes 253 amino acids. Gene Ontology annotation, biological process: negative regulation of transcription by RNA polymerase II. NCBI's taxonomy places the organism in Eukaryota, Metazoa, Mollusca, Bivalvia, Venerida, Veneridae.
GAUUCCGCUGAAAUCGGCGCAUACUUCGUGUUUGAAUAUUUUCUCCAAAUUUACACAUUUCUGCAUAUUUUAGGUUUUUAUUUUUGUUCUGAAUCGAUCGCAAGAACCAUGCCAACCAUUGAAAACGAGAACCCAGAGACGGAAGAGGAAGAAAUGGAGCAGGAUUCGCCGGAGUUGAACAGCUCUGAUGACGAGUCGGAUGGCGAAGGUUCGGCGGCGGAAAGCAGCGAUAUUGAGUUGGUAGAUGAAGAAGAAUGUUCACGCAGAAGAAAUGAAUGCUUAGAUGAUAUGAUUGAACUUGAAAGACAAUUUUCAGACAUUCGUGAACAACUAUACAAGGAAAGGUUAAACCAGAUAGAGUCAAAGCUUGAAGAAUUGCAUGCUGGGAGAGCUGUAGAAUAUUUGGAGCCACUAAGACAGUUACAGGAACAAAUGCAUGUUCGCACACAAGUAGCAGGUAUUUUGAGAGAACUGCGUAUCAAAGCAUGUCAGACCAAACAUGAAAGUGAAGAGUUAGCAGCUAAUCAGCACAUGAGGAGUGAAAAGAUGUUGUUGUUUGACUCAAUCAAGUCUGAACUAGAAGAGAAAAUAAGAAGGUUAGAGGAAGACAGGCAUAAUAUAGAUAUUUCAUCAGAUUUAUGGAAUGAAAGUCAGUCACAAAAGAAGAAUAAAAGAAAAACAGAUCCUUUCAACCCAGAUCGUCGACGAAAACCUGUCACGGUGACUGGACCUUACCUUGUAUAUAUGUUGAAAGAUGUAGAUAUUAUAGAUGACUGGACGGCUAUUAAAAAGGCUUUAAAACAACAGCAGCAACAGCAACAUUUACAAAAGAGAAGACCAGAAUAUAAACAGACGAUACAAGUAAGAUGAGGGGAAGCUAAAAGGUGCUAUAGAUGUCAAUGUGUUCUUCGUGUGUGAUGAAUGAUCAGUGUGUUAAGGAGUACAUGACAUUUCCAUGAAAUGACAGACAAGAGUUGUAGGCAGUGACUAACCUACAAAACUGAUAUAAAAAAGUAGUGAGAUUUUGUAACACUCACAGUGACACAGUGUGUUAUAUGAACAUGAAAUUAGUUGAGAUACAUUCUGGAUUUAGAAUUGGGCUGUUAUAGAUUGAAAACUGGCGAAUAUUUAUACUAUCUUGAUAUGUCAUUGUGUAGAACUUUUAUGACAUUGGGGAGAUUUUGUGUGAAGUAGCCUAGAAACUUCAGAAUGGUAUCUCGAGGCCCUUGGUUCAAGUUUCGAUCUUGAUGCACAUUUUGCCACCCUGUGACGUGUCACCUUAUUCUAACUCAAAAAUAUCACAAGAAGAAACUACAUUCACUUCAUUAUAUUUUGUUUCAAUUGUAUCCAAAUGUUUGUAAUUACAGUCAAACUUACUUGACUCGAACUUGACGGGUACGGUAAAGUUUGUUCAAGGUAUCAUUAGUUCCAGCGAUCCAACAGUUAACAUUAUACAGGGAUUUUGCUGAGACUUGACAAUUAAUACGAGGAAAAGGCAGUAUUCAAAUUAUCCGAGUUAACAAUAGUUUGUAAAUCUGACAGCCGUUCUUAUUUUGUUAAAAAAUGUAAAUCUUGGUUUCUAGAAACCUUUGGUCAGUUGCACCAUUAAAAGGAUUUUUUUUAGAAACAUUUAUCAAGUGUGAAUAAAGAAAUGGUAUUUGUAAUGAAUCUUUUCAUAUUAACAGAAAGUAGAUUUUGGUGCAUUGUGUAUCAGUGGCAGUUGUCACUUCCUUAAAUGUAUCUUUAUUAUUAUUUUAAUAAUUGUAUUAUGUGACUUCAUCUCAAAGCAUAGACAGGAUAAGAAUUUUUAAUUGUGAAAUUAGCUGUUAUGGUAGGUUGCAUGUUUGAAAUAUUAUUUUACGACAUAGAAGUUUCAAUUUAAUCAUACGUUUUCAAAGCACCAUUUUAUCCAGUGGAAAUCCAGCUAAUAAAAAGGAUAGGGCUGUUUGCUUAAUUUUUUGUUAAAUUAAUUUGAAAACUUUGGUCCUUUGAUCAGUUUUCAUAACGAACUGUGCUACUUAUUUUAUAAUUUUAUAAAUGUUUAAUACUGUACUUUGUAUUAUUUUGAAUUAUUUUAUCUAUUGUCAAAAUUAACCUUAAGAAAGAUGGUUGUGCCGACUAUUUGAUACUUAAAAGAUACAUGUAUAACAGAUUCUCAGCAAUAUUUAUGCUACACGUGUAACAGCUACUGGGCAUUAUUCAAGGUUUCAGGACUGUCACUUCUGGUUAAUAAAACAUGCAGAACUACCUUAAAUGUGAAGUUUUAAAGGGGCACACCUUCAGAUUUAUGUUUUAGAAAAAAGACUUACAAUUGUUACAGAUUACUUCUUAAGGCACUGACCUCAAGAUUUUGACUAAAAAUGAUCUUUUUAGCUCACCUGUCACAUAGUGACAAGGUGAGCUUUUGUGAUCACGCAGCGUCCGUCGUCCGUCGUCCGUGCGUGGGUGCGUCCGUCAGUCCGUCCGUAAACUUUUGCUUGUGACCAUUCUAGAGGUCACAUUUUUUGUGGGAUCUUUAUGAAAGUUAGUCAGAAUGUUCAUCUUGAUGAUAUCUAGGUCAAGUUCGAAACUGGGUUACGUGCCAUCAAAAACUAGGUCAGUAGGUCUAAAAAUAGAAAAACCUUGUGACCUCUCUAGAGGCCAUAUAUUUCACAAGAUCUUCAUGAAAAUUGGUCAGAAUGUUUACCUUGAUGAUAUCUAGGUCAAGUUCGAAACUGGGUCACGUGCCAUCAAAAACUAGGUCAGUAGGUCUAAAAAUAGAAAAACCUUGUGACCUCUCUAGAGGCCAUAUAUUUCAUGAGAUCUUCAUGAAAAUUGGUCAGAACGUUCACCUUGAUGAUGUCUAGUUCAAGUUCGAAUCUGGGUCACGUGCCGUCAAAAACUAGGUCAGUAGGUCAAAUAAUAGAAAAACCUUGUGACCUCUCUUAAGGCCAUAUUUUCAUGGGAUCUGUAUGAAUGUUGGUCUGAAUGUUCAUCUUGAUGAUAUCUAGGUCAAGUUCGAAACUGGGUCACGUGCGGUCAAAAACUAGGUCAGUAGGUCUAAAAAUAGAAAAACCUUGUGACCUCUCUAGAGGCCAUAUAUUUCAUGAGAUCUUCAUGAAAAUUGGUCAGAAUGUUCACCUUGAUGAUUUGUAGGUCAAGUUUGAAAGUGGGUCACGUGCCUUCAAAAACUAGGUCAGUAGGUCAAAUAAUAAAAAACCUUGUGACCUCUCUAGAGGCCAUAUUUUUCAUGGGAUCUGUAUGAAAGUUGGUCUGAAUGUUCAUCUUGAUGAUAUCUAGGUCAAGUUCGAAAGUGGUUCACGUGCCUUCAAAAACUAGGUCAGUAAGUCAGAUAAUAGAAAAACCUUGUGACUUUCUAAAGGCCAUAUUUUUCAUGGUAUCUGUAUGAAAGUUGGUCUGAAUUUUCAUCUUGAUGAUAUCUAGGUCAAAUUCGAAACAUGGUCAUGUGCAGUCAAAAACUAGGUCAGUAGGUCUAAAAAUAGAAAAACCUUGUGACCUCUCUAGAGGCCAUACUUUUGAAUGGAUCUCCAUAAAAAUUGGUCAGAAUGUUCAUCUUGAUGAUAUCUAGGUCAAGUUUGAAACUGGGUCAAAAAGUAGGUCAGUAGAUCAAAUAAUGAAAAAACGUAGUGACCUCUCUAGAGGCCAUAUUUUUCAUGGGAUCUGUAUGAAAUGUGGUCUGAAUGUUUAUCUUGAUGAUAUAUAGGUCAAAUUUGAAACUGGGUCAACUGCGAUCAAAAACUAGGUCAGUAGGUCUUGAAAUAGAAAAACCUUGUGACCUCUCUAGAGGCCAUACCCUUGAAUGGAUCUUGAUGAAAAUUGGUCAGAAUGUUCACCUUGAUGAUAUCUAGGUCAAGUUUGAAACGGGGUCACGUGCCUUAAAAAACUAGGUCAGUAGGUCAAAUAAUAAAAAAACCUUGUGUCCUCCCUAGAGGCCAUACUUUUCAUGGGAUCUGUAUGAAAGUUGGUCUGAAUGUUCAUCUUGAUGAUAUCUAGGUCAGGUUUGAAACUGGGUCAGCUGCGGUCAAAAACUAGGUCAGUAGGUCUAAAAUUAGAAAAAUCUUUUGACCUCUCUAGAGGCCAUAUUUUUCAUGAGAUCUUCAUGAAAAUUAGUGAGAAUGUUUACCUUGAUGAUAUCUAGGUAAAGUUCAAAACAGGGUCACGUACCUUCAAAAACUAGGUCAAUAGGUCAAAUAAUAGAAAAACCUUGUGACCUCUCUAGAGACCAUAUUUUUCAGUGGAUCUUCAUGAAAAUUGGUCAGAAUUUUUAUCUUGAUAAUAUCUAGGUCAAGUUCAAAACUGGGUCACAUGAGCUCAGAAACUAGGUCACUAUGUCAAAUAAUAGAAAAAAACGACGUCAUACUCAAAACUGGGUCAUGUGGGAAGAGGUGAGCGAUUCAGGACCAUCAUGGUCCUCUUGUUUUAAAAUUGAAGUUCGGUCAUAUUAUCAACAUUACAGUGCGAGUUUUUGUUUCUAAACUAUCUUAAAAAUUUCAGAUCAUGAAAAAAAUAGCUGUGUCAGGAAUCGAAACCCAGGCUGCCGCAAAAAUAAAAACAUUCCCGCUGUCUUUACCAAUACACCACAGAGGAAUAUGUAUUUAAUGAUCAUUAUAUGUAGAUGUUUACAAUCAAGGCAGUUUACCUCGAGUACAGCGUUUCAAACUCAUUUCAAUUUUCAGUGUAAAAGUUACUGUAACAACUAAUUUUCAUGUGUUUCCACAACAUAUAGUCUGUCAGUAAUUAAGUUUCAAAGCUUUAUUAAGAAAUAUAGCAUUAAUUUCAUGACGCCUAUAACCUAAAAUUUUUCUUUUUUUGUUGUCAUACGAUCUGGAGGCCAGUGCCUUAAAAGUAGUCAGUCUUAAUUAAGCAACAUUUCUGUUGUAGAAGUAUUUAACAGUAAUACCCAUUACAUAGAGUUUUAAAGCCCUAUUAGAAAUGUUUUAUGAAAUUUUGUAAUUACCUCCCCUUACUAUGAAAGUAUUUAACAAGCUGACUAUUUCUUUUGAUUUCACUAUAAUUUCUAGUUUUACAGUUGCAUUUCUUAGAUAUUGGGAUAUUUCAACCAUAUGAAUGAAAAGCCAAGUUUUCAAAUGGCAUGUAGCUUCAGAAUUUGAUUUUAUUUUCAGUCUUUCUUGGUUGCGAAACCAAGAUAGGCAGAAGGAGCUAAUGAUAAUAAUAUACACUUACAUUUCAAAUGAAUAUAAAUAUAUAACUGUAAAUGCAAUUCAUUGACACUUUGUAUAUCCAUAUCAUUCCUAAGGAAUGUAUGUUUAUUAAAUUUAUACUUGCGCUAAAUAUCUCAAACUUGGUUUAGCAACUGGGAUAGGAAGAAUCAGAUGUUUAAAAAAAACGGUUAAACCUCCAGUGAAAAUCUAACUUGAAGCUAGCACUCUGUGAAUACAACAUAGUGUAAAUGUUAAAGUUUCAAAUAAAUAUGAUCCUUGAUGAAAAUAAGAUUAACCUCCUUUAACUAAAAUAAUAUAUAUAUUUUAUGAGAAAUUUGGUACCAGUAUUUCAUAGAUAAUGCUCUGUGGAAAGAAAAGUUGUGAUGUUCACCUGAAUGCAUGCCCCUUUAUAACUUAUACCAACAUUUAAUAAAAACAGAAGAAAUUAUGAAUAACAUUAUUUGGUACAUCUUGAUUUUAAUAUGCCUAAAGGGACGUAUUAUGUAAUGCCGCUGAUGUCCGUCCGUUCGUUAGCAAUUUCGUGUCUGCUCUGUAACUGUUGAACUGCUUGAAGGAUUUCAAAGAAACUUGGCACAAAUGAGACGACGUGCAGAGCACGUGUUCCGGAUGACUUGCUUCAAGGUCAGCGUCACACUUACGGGUCAAAGGUCAUAUAUGACUGCUUUGUGUUUAUUGCUCUGCAUUGCAGUGCUCUUGUUUUUAUUUGGCAGAUCCCUCUUUUGUUCACUUACAGUAAAUUUUUUAUGCCCCCGAAGGGAGGCAUAUUAGUUUUCAACUGUCCGUCCGUUCAUUCAUUCGUUCGUCACAACGUUAACUUCUUGCAUGAAGGCACUUUACUCGCGAACCACUGCACCCAGGACCUUCAAAACGUCACAUGCUGAUAGUACUUAUUGAGUACACGACCCCUACUGACUUUGGGGUCAAAGGUCAAGGUGCUGCGGGGGCAUUUGUCACCAUUAGUGACGGCUCUUGUUAGCUCACCUGUCACAAAGUGACAAGGUGAGCUUUUGUGAUCGCGCGGUGUCUGUCGUGCGUGCGUGCGUAAACUUUUCCUUGUGACAUCUCUAGAGGUCACAUUUUUCAUGGGAUCUUUAUGAAAAUGGGUCAGAAUGUUCAUCUUGGUAAAUUCUAGGUCGAAUUCGAAACUGGGUCACAUGCCAUCAAAAACUAGGUCAGUAGGUCUAAAAAUAGAAAAACCUUGUGACCUCUCUAGAGGCCAUAAUUUUCAAUGGAUCUUCAUGAAAAUUGGUCAGAAUGUUCACCUUGAUGAUAUCUAAGUCAAGUUCGAAACUGGGUCACGUGUGGUCUAAAACUAGGUCAGUAGGUCUAAAAAUAGAAAAACCUUGUGACCUCUCUAGAGGCCAUAUAUUUCAUAAAAUCUUCAUGAAAAUUGGUCAGAAUGUUUACCUUGAUGAUAUUUAGGUCAAGUUCGAAACUGGGUGAUGUGCCUUCAAAAACUAGGUCAGGAGGUCUAAAAAUAGAAAAACCUUGUGACCUCUCUAGAGGCCAUAUAUUUCAAAAGAUCUUCAUGAAAAUUGGUCAGAAUGUUCACCUUGAUGAUAUCUAGGUCAGGUUCGAAACUGGGUCACGUGCGUUCAAAAACUAGGUCAGUAGGUCUAAAAAUAGAAAAACCUUGUGACCUUUCUAGAGGCCAUAUAUUUCAUAAGAUCUUCAUGAAAAUUGGUCAGAACGUUUACCUUGAUGAUAUCUAGGUCAAGUUCAAAACUGGGUCACGUGCCAUCAACAACUAGGUCAGUAGGUCAAAUAAUAGAAAAACCUUGUGACCUCUCUAAAGGCCAUAUUUUUCAAUGGAUCUUCAUGAAAAUUGGUCUGAAUGUUCAUCUUGAUGAUAUCUAGGUCAAGUUCGAAACUGGGUCACGUGUGGUCAAAAACUAGGUCAGUAGUUCUAAAAAUAGAAAAACCUUGUGACCUCUCUAGAGGCCAUAUAUUUCAUAAAAUCUUCAUGAAAAUUGGUCAGAAUGUUCAUCUUGAUGAUAUCUAAGUCAGGUUCGAAAGUGGAUCACGUGCCCUCAAAAACUAGGUCAGUAGGUCAAAUAAUAGAAAAACCUUGUGACCUCUCUAGAGGCCAUAUUUUCCAUGGGAUCUGUAUGAUAGUUGGUCUGAAUGUUCAUCUUGAUGAUAUCUAGGUCAAGUUCGAAAGUGGGUCACGUGCCAUCAAAAACUAGGUCAGUAGGUCAAAUAAUAGAAAAACCUUGUGACCUCUCUAAAGGCCAUAUUUUUCAAUGGAUCUUCAUGAAAAUUGGUCUGAAUGUUCAUCUUGAUGAUAUCUAGGUCAAGUUCGAAACAGGGUCAUGUGCGAUCAAAAACUAGGUCAGUAGGUCUAAAAAUAGAAAAACCUUGUGACCUCUCUAGAGGCCAUACUUGUGAAUGGAUAUCCAUAAAAGUUGGUCAGAAUGUUCAUCUUGAUGAUAUCUAGGUUAGGUUCGAAAGUGGGUCACGUGCCAUCAAAAAGUAGGUCAGUAGGUCAAAUAAUGAAAAAACAUUGUGACCUCUCUAGAAGCCAUAUUAUUCAUGGGAUCUGUAUGAAAGUUGGUCUGAAUGUUUAUCUUGAUGAUAUUUAGGUCAAGUUUGAAACUGGGUCAACUGCGAUCAAAAACUAGGUCAGUAGGUCUUGAAAUAGAAAAACCUUGUGACCUCUCUAGAGGCCAUUCCCUUGAAUGGAUCUUCAAGAAAAUUGGUCAGAAUGUUCACCUUGAUGAUAUCUAGGUCAAGUUUGAAACUGGGUCACGUGCCUUAAAAAACUAGGUCAAUAGGUCAAAUAAUAGAAAAACCUUGUGACCUCUCUAGAGACCAUAUUUUUCAAUGGAUCUUCAUGAAAAUUGGUCAGAAUUUUUUUUAUCUUGAUAAUAUCUAGGUCAAGCUCAAAACUGGGUCACAUGAGCUCAAAAACUAGGUCACUAUGUCAAAUAAUAGAAAAAACGACGUCAUACUCGAAACUGGAUCAUGUGGGAAGAGGUGAGCGAUUCAGGACCAUCAUGGUCCUCUUGUUUUGAAUUACUUCCCUUUUAUGUUACUAUAAAUAGCUUUGAAACUUUUUUUAUUAUUGGCCGUAGGGAAAAAACGAGACCACUUUUCUGUGGUACAUCACGGAUGAUACCUCCAAUUUUUAGGUGUAUUUUGACAUACCUUUACCAGAUAAUGAUUUUUUUGUGGACUUGGAAUUUUUUUGGAAUUUCUUCCCUUUGUUGUUCCAGUCCUUUGGGUUUCACACUCUUUAAGUUCUUUAAAUUUUGCUCCCAUCUGAUGUAACCCUUUGGGCGUAUAAUGCCCCGCUUGGCCGAGCUCUUGUUACGUAAUGUUUUGUUUGUUACAGAGAAAUAUGGGUAUUAUCUAUUUAAUUAACUUAAGUAAUAUUAACCCAACUUUUUCAACUAAUCACAUGCCAGACAUUUUAAUUUUUUUUCAGUAUUUAUUCUUCUGUAGUACCCUCUAAUGGUAGUAAGAGGCUGAGUGUUUUAGAGCUGCAUAGUAAAAGUAAGGAAAACACUUAAACUUGGACAGAGGCUAUGGAGAGAAAUUUUCAGCAUUGAGAAACCAUGGUCAGUCACUAAACUCCCUCCUUUUCUGUUUCUUUACACUGAAGAUUUCAUUUUAUUGCCUCUACCCUAUAUCAGGAAAAUUCUAUGAAUACCAGCACAUGGACUUCACUUAUUAUGGAGCGAACAAUGAAAACAAUGUAUACAUUGCAUUUUAUUAUAAAAAAUUUAAUUUAUGCAAAAGAUGAAAUGUUCAAGAGGUAUCGUUAUUUAUAAAAUGUAUCACUGCAAAGUAUUUGUUAAUGUUUUACAUCAUGUAAAUAAUAAUUGUAAAUAUAAUUAUGAAACAUU